AUGGCUCGCAACCUGAAUGGCUCACUUCGCGUGCCUUACCUCAACUACAAGAAAGACACACGUUACAUACUAUGGCGGCUUGCACAUGCUUCGAAUAGCAUCAUUACAACAAUUCCACACUCUCAACGAAUCUCAACUGAUGUCAUCAACACCACGGGUCAUAUGACUUGUGCGGAGAUCGAAAUCAUGUCUCAAAGAGUCGGUGCUGCGUUUCUCAAGCGCAGGGAGCAAGUUCCUUCGAUAAUCCUCUAUCUAUUUGACUCUGUCAUCAAAGGUCGCCAAAACAUGAGCGAAGAAUACAAAGCCAUGUACACCGGCAUACAAGAUGAAGAGUUUGAACGCAGCAACGAUCGACACCAAGCCUUCAUAAAUACUCUGACCUUUGCUUUCAAGGCGCUUGGAGGCAACCAGUGGCUACUGACUCUUCAGGUGCACGCAAGCGAUGACGAUCCUGGCGAGACAACUAUUUCAGUCGAAGUCCCACUCAGGGAUUACCGCGUUGUUGACGGACCAGACGACAAACGCGACCGUGCCAUCAUGAUCUUGACGGCCUUUGUGGAGGACUUGAGAUUGAGGAAUGAACUGCAAAGCUGGUGGGGAGCGGUCGCGCAUAACCAGUCCACCAUUUCUGUCGCAGGUGUCAUGUCUAAUACGGCAAUAGCCUUGGUCAAACGGACAGCGGCAGCCCUAUUUGUGGAAUCUGAUGCAAAAGGUGAACACAGCGAUUCUUACAUCAGCCUUCUUAACGAUAUCGCAAACGGUGGUCCGGCAGAUCUUGGGCAUACUUGGUUCGCAAAGUACGGCAAAAGGUUUGGCAUCUACAUCUACAAUGCUUUGGUCGAAUUUGUGACCGAUUACCAGAAGAAUCGCAAUGGUAGACCAACAAAACGUUUGCGGGCCCAGCUGGUCAAGUGGAUUCCGGGAUGCAACCUCCAACAGCUUUCGGAACGGGGACGACUUGAGUGGCUACGUCUCUAUACCAUAAACUGGCUGUACGAUCUUGUCAACGUCUUCGUACACAUAGUCAGACAGGAGAGACAUAUCGACAAAGCCUUCCCUAAGGACUUUACUUGGUUUGUGGAUGGGCCUUAUCGUCGGAACGCCCGUCUGUUCGGCAUUGAGGACUUUGCUGCUUGUGUCACGACCUGGUCAAUGCAGAAACCUGGUACAGCCUUCCAACACAAGAUCCUAUUACAUCACGUGUUCCAGCUCCAAUGCAUUGUCGAUUCAUUUGCAGCUACCCAAGGUUGGUUCUCGGUCCGCGAAGACAAGGAUGAGUUUAGACCGUGUCCGAAAGAUUUUCGACCAGCACAGGCGAUAGAUCGUUUUCUCGAUCGUCACACUGAUGGCCAUACUGUUGGAUUCAUCAGAGGGGUGGACGCGUUCUUGGAGACUGUGAAAAGCAUGCCAUCAAGAUCUGGGGUCUCGCAUAUGGACAAUUUGCUGGAAGAGUUGCAGCACCUUCCAACGCUAUUCAACAGCUGGCUGGGUACAUCAAAUCGCACAUUUGAUCUCGAUGAUGGUCCGGAGUCACGCUUUGAGCGAUGUUACAACAGCGCAGAGAGUAGUCGCAAUGGUCUGUGGGAACACUCGCCCUUUUUAUGCGGUGUUGGUCUGGCUGAAGCACUCAACGUGGCAUACCGCAUUGGCCUUGUCAUCUGGGAUGAGUUACGUGAGCUCUCUCAGCUCAUGCAGGUGCACUAUAUCCUUGUCGAGAAGGGAUUUCUGUCACAGGCCCUUGAUCGUUUCAAUGACUUAGUCGUCAUUUUCCAUAGCAGAGCUUUUUGGGACCCUACGACUGACCGUCUUGGAAAGAAUAAACGUUACACAAAACCUACUCAACCGCAAGCUCGAGCUCUGUCUGUUUCGUCUACAACCCUCAAAGACUGGCUCAAUCUCGAGGAGAAUGCUCUACUCCACUCAAAACACACACUAUUGUUGUUACAGGAGUUUGAUUGGAAUUUUUGGCGCGUGCCAGAAGACCAGGUGAACCCAACUACAACACUGGGAAGCCUCUAUUUGACUCAAACAAGACGUACAACCGACUCUGAAACCGGAAACGUACGAUUCGAGAAUACAGAAUUCAUCAGAAAUGCCAGGAGACUGUUCUCACUUCCUACAGACAACGACGAUCACCUCCUAGGAGUCGCAGAAUCUUUGGAGAAGAGAUUUCUGCCAGCAAUGCGCAAGUUCCAAGAGGAAUACGAUUUACCGGCGUCUGAAGACAGUCACAAGGACAUUUCUUCUUGUGCCCAAGGUUUCGAGACACUCAGUGACACCGAUUAUGCAUUCUCGACCUUUCACGUCUGGUCCCUUCUAGAGAUAGAUGUGAAGAGCGAGAUUUGUGGCCGCUCACCACCUUUUGGCUUCAACUACCUCUGGUUCGCAGCUAUAUUGCUCAAGACCUGGACUAGGAUCGACGACUGUCUAGCAAAGAUCCAAUCGCCAAUCUACAAUGUGAUCCAAAAUACAGGCCACCUAUCAAGCAGACGCGACAAUCUGAUCAGACAGAUUCGUUACGGCUCGUCUGAGGAUGACACAAAAUGUGCUGCUGCAAUUGCCAAGAUACUGCAGCAGGUCCCUAUGUUCAGAAGAAACUGCACUUAUUGGGAUGGUUACUAUUGCCUUCGCUGUGAAACGAAACAUGAUACAUAUGAGGAUUGCACGAAGAAGUUGGACCAGUGA
Molecule: messenger RNA, 2685 nt
Organism: Aureobasidium melanogenum CBS 110374
Lineage: Eukaryota; Fungi; Ascomycota; Dothideomycetes; Dothideales; Saccotheciaceae
Exons: 2
Coding region: 1-2685 (894 amino acids)
Source: RefSeq, a predicted model, not a curated record